GAAAGACCUUUACUCCUUUAGUCCAAUACCAUCCAAUCAAUCUUUUUCUUUUUUUUUAUAAAAAUCUCUCACUGAGUCUUUUUAUUUAAAUAUUAUAAAAAGGAGAGAGAAAAAAAGUUUGUUGGAGGAUUCGUCUCUCUCUCUCUCUCUUUCUCUUUCUCUCAUCUUCUUCUUAUCUCCCUCCAAAGACGGCGACUGUAUAAUCUAUCAUUUCUUCACAGUAACGCUUUCAUCGGAAGAUCUCGCCGGAAAAAAACUUCUCUCUGAGAUCAGAUCUCUUACGAUUCUCAGCUCAAUCUUAUCUUUUCCUUUGUUGUGCUGCUUUUCACUCUCUUCUGCGCGACGAAUUUGGCCUUGUUUUUUGUUUGUUUGUCGUAUCCGACGCGGAGGUAUUGAGAAACCGUGGCUUAAGACGGAGGAAGAAGAUGGAAGCUAACGGGAUUGAGAACUUGACGAAUCCGAAUCAGGAAAGAGAGUUUAUAAGGAGACAUCAUAAGCAUGAGCUUGUGGAUAAUCAGUGUAGCUCUACGCUUGUUAAACAUAUCAACGCUCCUGUUCAUAUUGUGUGGUCACUUGUGAGAAGAUUUGAUCAGCCACAGAAGUAUAAGCCGUUUAUCAGUAGAUGUGUGGUGAAAGGAAACAUGGAGAUUGGUACAGUAAGAGAAGUUGAUGUGAAAUCUGGACUACCAGCAACUAGAAGCACUGAGAGAUUGGAGUUACUUGAUGACAAUGAGCAUAUUCUCAGUAUCAGAAUCGUUGGUGGUGAUCAUAGACUUAAGAACUAUUCUUCAAUCAUCUCUCUUCACCCCGAGACUAUAGAAGGAAGAAUAGGAACACUUGUGAUUGAGUCAUUUGUGGUUGAUGUACCAGAAGGAAACACAAAGGAUGAGACUUGUUACUUUGUUGAAGCUUUAAUCAAAUGCAAUCUUAAAUCUUUAGCUGAUAUCUCUGAACGUCUUGCGGUUCAAGACACGACAGAAUCGAGAGUCUAAAGAUCAAAGGAGUAAGAAACUAUUGAAUCAGAGAGAUUUUGGUUGCCAUGGAUGAAGCUCUCAAAGGGAAAAAGAGAGAGUGGGUGAGUUUCUUUGAGGAUGGACAAGGCAAAAAAAGUAUCAUCAUUUAUCCAGUUACAUAAUAAGUUUCUCAUUUGCUAUUUUUGGGGUCAUUUCACUUUCAAACCCUCUUUUUAAUUUCAUGUGUCUAAUUUAAUGAAUGUGUUUUUGGUUUCUUCUCUAUAGAACCAAAAUAUGAUUUUGGAGUUUAGCUUUAGCAACUUGCAGGAAUCUUUUUACAAUUUGCAGAGAAGACAUGUUAAAAGUGUGUGUGAUCAUGGGGUUCCACUCUCUUCUUCCUUUUUUAACACUUUUAGUUGCACCCAUAAAGGCCACACACCGUCUUUCUUAUAUUUAUUUUUUCUACUUUUAAAGAUGAACCAAUAGGGUUUGUGAGAUGUGAAAAAUCUCCACAAAGGACCAUUAAGGAAAGAGAUCUUUGUUGUUGUUUAUAGAUUUUGUCUUGACUUGUGAUUGGGGAAACACACUUUAGCUCCAUUAGCUGUAAAAAGUUUUGUAUACUAUUUUUACAAUGCCAAAGUGUUUCUGUUUCUUUUUUCCUAAAUUACAGUAGUGGAUAAAUAUUCGAAUCGGUCACAUUGACAGGUGGUAUCAUUAGAAUUGCUUCUAUAUGUUUUCUUUCAAUUUUGUUCCAAACAAUACAUGUAAUUUCAUCAGAGGACCUUGUAAGCUGCA
This is a messenger RNA of Arabidopsis thaliana (thale cress), 1748 nucleotides long. It is a transcript of the gene RCAR3, whose product is annotated as regulatory components of ABA receptor 3. The record is from RefSeq and is marked reviewed. Bases 426 to 992 code for a protein of 188 amino acids. The transcript has 3 exons. Gene Ontology annotation, molecular function: protein phosphatase inhibitor activity. Lineage: Eukaryota; Viridiplantae; Streptophyta; Magnoliopsida; Brassicales; Brassicaceae. Gene Ontology annotation, cellular component: cytosol; nucleus; plasma membrane.